AUGGGAUCGUUCGGGAUGCUUUCGAGGAGAACAUUGGGCACUGAUACCCCCGUCAUGACUCAGAUUCGGAAAUUAAUGGCGGAAUUGACAAACCCCAUGUCUCUUGCUCAGGGAGUGGUGCAUUGGCAGCCUCCUCAAAAGGCCUUGGAUAAGGUCAAGGACAUUGUCUGGGAUCCUAUUGUUAGUUCUUAUGGUCCCGACGAAGGUAUUCCCGAGCUUAGACACGCUCUUCAGAUUAAGCUGCGUCAAGAAAACAAGCUAACUGAAUCAGCAGUGAUGGUCACCGCAGGUGCCAAUCAGGCGUUUGUGAAUCUUGUUCUUGCACUAUGCGAUCCUGGUGAUUCAGUUGUCAUGUUCCAGCCCUACUACUUCAAUGCCUACAUGGCCUUCCAGAUGACUGGAGUUACCAACAUCAUCGUUGGUCCUGCCCAUCCUGAUACUCUCUACCCCGACGCAGACUGGUUAGAGAGGACAUUCUCUGAGUCUAAACCGACCCCAAAAGUUGUAAAUGUUGUGAAUCCUGGUAACCCAAGCGGCACCUAUGUCCCUGAACCGCUUCUCAAGAGGAUUUCAAAGAUAUGCGAAGAUGCAGGGUGUUGGCUGAUUGUAGAUAACACAUACGAGUAUUUCAUGUAUGAUGGUUUAAAACAUUGCUGCGUUGAGGGAGACAACAUAGUUAACGUCUUCUCCUUCUCCAAAACAUAUGGCAUGAUGGGUUGGAGGCUUGGCUAUAUAGCUUACUCAGAGAGACUAGAUGGGUUUGCGGCAGAGCUCUUGAAAAUUCAAGACAACAUCCCAAUCUGUGCCUCCAUAAUAUCUCAGCGCCUGGCUUUAUACGCACUAGAGGAGGGUGCUGGGUGGAUAACAGAAAGGGUAAAGGGUCUGGUGAAGAACAGGGAGAUUGUUAAAGAGGCGCUUGAGCCGCUGGGGAAGGAGAACGUCAAGGGAGGAGAAGGAGCGAUAUACUUGUGGGCAAAACUGCCGGAGGAACAUGGAGAUGAUUUCAAGGUGGUGAGGUGGCUGGCUCACCGUCAUGGAGUUGUGGUGAUCCCGGGGAGUGCAAGUGGUGGUUCAGGGUAUGUCAGGGUGUCGUUUGGAGGGUUGAAGGAGGAAGAAAUGAGAGCUGCUGCGGAGAGGCUGAGGAAAGGAUUAGAGGAGCUGGUUCACCUUGGAAUGGUGGAGUGAAUUGUUUGUUAAGAAAAGAUGGUUACUUUGCGUAUUACUGAAAUUAUUAUAGUUUUUAAGACUACUAAUAAAAGAGUGUUUCUAUAUCUGAUUCAAAGUCAUUUUGUAUUUAAGAUCAUUUUGUAUUGGAAACUAAUUAAAUGGUGUGUUCCCUUUAGUGUGUA
Molecule: messenger RNA, 1349 nt
Organism: Brassica oleracea var. oleracea
Lineage: Eukaryota; Viridiplantae; Streptophyta; Magnoliopsida; Brassicales; Brassicaceae
Product: aspartate aminotransferase-like
Exons: 8
Coding region: 1-1185 (394 amino acids)
Biological process (GO): biosynthetic process
Molecular function (GO): pyridoxal phosphate binding; catalytic activity
Source: RefSeq, a predicted model, not a curated record